Molecule: messenger RNA, 1971 nt
Organism: Spirometra erinaceieuropaei
Lineage: Eukaryota; Metazoa; Platyhelminthes; Cestoda; Diphyllobothriidea; Diphyllobothriidae
Source: the annotation of a GenBank genome assembly
AUGGUCAAUUUUUACCGCCGGUUCCUACCGAACUGUGCUGAUCUCAUGUUGCCGCUCACCAACAUGCUUUCUGGUCCCAAAGGUCCCCUCGAGCUGACUGGUGAAGCACUGACUGCUUUUGAGAGAAUCAAGAAUUCCCUUGCUGGUGCCACCUUACUCACACAUCCCGCUCCCGAAGCUCAGCUGUCUCUGAUGGUAGAUGCUUCGACCGUAGCCGUAGGUGCAGUUCUUCAACAACACCUUGCUGGUUCGACUCAACCACUUGCCUUUUUCUCCAAAAAGCUCUUACCAGCUGAGACACGCUACAGUACCUUUGGCCGUGAACUACUUGCCAUUUACCUGGCUGUGAAGCAUUUCCGGCAUUCCCUUGAAGGUCGUGACUUCACCGUUUUCACUGACCACAAACCGUUGACUUUUGCACUUCGUUCCCACACUGACAAACUAAACCCCCGGAAAAUCCGCCAACUGGACUACAUCUCCCAGUUUACCUCAGAUAUCCGCCACAUCGACGGGUCACGCAAUGAGGUGGCUGAUGCACUGUCCAGGCCCUCCAUUGCUCAUCUUCAGCUUUCACCCGGCAUAGACCUCGCUGAGAUGGCCACUGAACAACGCCGUGUCGGUCCACCCUGUGAUGAGGAUGUUUCCGAACUCCAACUUCGGGAACUACCACUGACAACUGGUAACGGCACCAUCUUAUGCGACGUAUCCACCCCUUCCCAUCGUCCAUUUGUGUCAUCAUCUCUCCGCCGCAAAGUUUUCUCCUCCCUGCACAAUCUGUCGCACCUUGGGAGUCGAGCAACCGACAAGCUGGUUUCCGACCGCUUCGUCUGGCCUGGCAUGCACAAGGACCUCAAGGCAUGGACACGGGCUUGUAUCGCCUGUCAACGGAGCAAGAUCCAGCGGCACAACAAGGCCCCCAUUGGCACCUUCCCUGGUCCUGGUUCAAGGUUCAGCCACGUUCACCUGGAUAUUGUAGGCCCCCUGCCUCUGUCUAAUGGUUGUUACUAUCUCCUCACCUAUGUGGAUCGGUUCACUCGGUGGCCUGAAGCAAUUCCCCUGCCUGACAUUGCUGCUCCAACGGUGGUCAAGGCUUUUUUCAGUCGUUGGGUUGCUAUCUUUGGUGCACCCCCCAUAAUCACGACUGACCGUGGUGCCCAGUUUGAGUCUAGUCUCUUCCGGUCUUUACUCUUCUUUUUAGGCUAUACUCGCAUCCGCACUACAGCCUAUCAUCCGGCAGCCAAAGGGAUGGUCGAGCGGUUUCACCGCCAGCUGAAGGCCACCCUACGCGCCGCGGCCGAUCCGGAGAACUGGACGGACCACUUUCCCCUGGUCCUCUUGGGCAUCCGCUCCGCUCUCAAGCCGGACCUUGACUGUUCCGCAGCCGAACUGGUGUUCGGCACUACCGUUCGACUUCCCGGUGAGAUGAUCUCGCCAACCCCACAAGGUGCGGUUGAGGAUCCCACCAACAUCCUGCAUCGCCUCCGGCAGUUUAUGCGGACACUUUCUCCGGUUCCUCCCAGGUCCUCCGCCUCUCCGUCUUAUCUCAAGAAGGACUUGGCAACGUGCUCUCACGUCUAUCUCCGAUGUGAUCGAGUCAGCCGGCCCCUGGAACCACCCUACAAUGGCCCCUUCCGAGUUAUCUCUCGUGGGAUGAAGAACUUCCGCGUCCAACGCGGCACUCGCGAGGAGGUCGUGAGCGUGGACCGUCUCAAAGCUGCCGUCCCGGACACUCCUCCGGAUGAGCCCUGUGGUCCCCUACCCCCCUCUCCGCCUCUCCGACCCUCUAUCCCUACGUCCCGUAUACUUCCUCUGCCCUCAUAUCCACAGCCCCCAACUGCAAAUACCCCUUCAUCAACCAACGACACUGUAACCGCGAGCCAUACUCACUCUGCUCCUGUGCCCCCUGUAUAUAUCACCCGUAGUGGACGCCAUGUUCAUUUUCCUGACCGUUUGAUUACUCAUGUUUUUUAG